GGAUAGACAUAAACUGAUGCAAUUAGUCAACAUUCAAACACAAUCCACGUGGACUAUUCCUUAACCGACCAAACCAAUUUCACGGAAUCUUCUUCACAAACUCAAGACUUGUCAAACUUCUCUUACUCUUUCUAGACCUCUCUAGCUUUCCUGCUCGUUCCAAACUAUAUAUACUUUAAUCUACCGUUCCCUUCUCGCCAAGAAACAAACAUUUCCAAUCUCUCAAAAGCUAGAAGAACCUGGAUCAAGAACAGCAAAACACAAUUCAAGAACGAUGAUGUCGAUCUUUAGCCCUUUCGAAGCUCUUCACGCUGAAUCAAACGGCUUCAAGAUGAAACUCCUAGGUGGCCAGAAACAGAGCUCUGGUGAUAGUCAGUCGCCGGCGGCAGAGAAGCAGAAGAGCUACGGGAGGAUUCCGAUAACACCAGACGACGAAAAGAAUAAGAAGAAGGAGAAGAAGAUCCAACCGAUGAGGAUAGCUCCAGAGCUAGACGGUGUUCAUUGUUUUGAAACAAUACUUCCUUUUUGAUGAUCAUAUAAACCAAAAAAAAAUUUAAUACUUUUCUAUUUUUUAUUGAUUACUUUCAAGAAAAAUAUAUUUCCCUUUGUAUAAAGGUUAAUCAAAACUAAUCUUGAAUUAUUUAUUUUCGUUCUAUGAAGAAGAAGUUUGACUUUGACUUCUUGCAGUAGUAGUUGCUGUUCCUUGGGGCUCACGUUUUCUUCCACCAAACCUUUUCCCAAACCCUAGAAGAACCGCAGGAGGAACAA
Molecule: messenger RNA, 768 nt
Organism: Brassica oleracea var. oleracea
Lineage: Eukaryota; Viridiplantae; Streptophyta; Magnoliopsida; Brassicales; Brassicaceae
Exons: 1
Coding region: 275-529 (84 amino acids)
Source: RefSeq, a predicted model, not a curated record